AUGGCACCUACUAGCAACAAGGCCAUCAUCUUCAAGAAGGCUCCCGAGGGCUUCCCCAAGCCCGGCGAGGACCUUGUGGUGGAGGACCGGCCGAUCGAGCUGGUGGCUCCCGAGGGCGGCGUCGUGGCAAAGGUUCUGUACAGCUCGUUCGACCCGUACCAGCGCGGGCGCCUCCGCAACCCCGAGGUCAAGUCGUACUUCCCGGCCCUGACGAUAGGGCAGCCGAUCGAGAACUCGUCGCUGCUGCGGGUGGUCGAGUCCAAGACGGAGCGGUUCGCCAAGGGCGACGUGGUCAAGCACCUCAUGUGCCCCAACCAGCAGUACGUGGUGCUGUCGGCCGAGCAGGCCAAGCAGCAGAACGUCUUCAAGGUCGAGGAGUCGGGCGAGUUCGAGCUGGCCCACCACCUGGGCGCGCUCGGCAUGCCGGGCCUGACGGCCUACUCGUCGCUGUUCGAGAUCGGCAAGCCCAAGAAGGGCGAGACCAUCUUCGUCAGCAGCGCCGCCGGCGCCGUCGGCCAGCUCGUCGGCCAGCUGGCCAAGCGCGAGGGCCUGACCGUCAUCGGCAGCGUCGGCUCCGACGAGAAGGUCGAGUACUGCAAGGAGCUCGGCUUCGACCACGCCUUCAACUACAAGAAGGAGUCGCCCGACGCCGCCCUCACGCGCCUGGCGCCCGGCGGUAUCGACAUUUACUACGAGAACGUCGGAGGCGAGCACCUCGAGGCCGCCCUCAAGCACAUGAACAAGUUUGGCAGGAUCCCGACUUGUGGAAUGAUUUCCGAGUACAACGUCAAGCCCGAGGACCAAAAGGGUAUCAAGGGCCUGAUGAACAUCGUCUCCAAGGAGAUCACCAUGCGCGGUUUCCUGGUCAACUCGCUCGCCGGUGCCUGGGCUGCCAAGUUCACCGAGGACGUCACCAAGGGACUGAAGGACGGCUCGAUCAAGGCCAAGCUUCACGUUGUGGAUGGCAUCGACAACGGCCCCGAGGGUUUCGUUGGCAUGCUGCGGGGUGAGAACUUUGGCAAGGCCUCAGAAUGUCACAUAACUAUCCAUACCGCCCCGCGCACUGGUCACAGGAUGGAUGAAGAAGACCGCGGCUACAAGGUCCAGAACCGAGAUAGACGCACCGCUUCCGGUCUCGGCUUCGCAAAACAACUGGCACGGCAAGCGGCGGCACGAUCCAUCGGAUCAGCCCUUGCUGGCAAUGCAUUGGGCCCGUCUGCAGAUGCAGCACAACCCAUUGCCGCUGCUGCUACUGCUGCUGCUACUGCUGCUGCUGCAGUGCAUACGCUUCCCCCAUCCCCGCCAUGCAAACCCAUCAAACGGCGCCAUGGUGCUCGAGCUUCGUCCCCAUGCAGUCAGGCCGCUGACAAGCUUUACCUGUCCCCAUUCGGCCCGUCCGAGGUCAAGAUGGAGGGUGGCGCUGACAGAACCAUGUUGAUCCGCGACGAUCUGUCAGAUUCUAAUUCGAGUGCUCAGACGGCCAUGCAUCCACCCUGCCACAAGUCGGCCAUGGCCAUGCCAGGCCCGGCUGCAGUCGACCUGUCCUCAGUCCCGGACUCUGCAUUGUUUGUCAUCGACACGGUCGGUGGCAGCUUGGAGCCGGUGCUUGACCCUUCCCAGGCCGCCUUGGUGGACCGCAUCGUGCGCGGAGAAAACAUCUUCUUUACCGGCUCUGCCGGGAGCGGCAAGUCGACGGUGCUCAAGGCAUUCGUCAAAAGACUGAGGGCUAUGGGCAAGAGAGUCGACGUCGUCGCUCCCACGGGGCGGGCCGCUCUGGAGGUUGAAGGGUCGACGGUCCACAGCUAUGCGGGCUGGGACGCCUCGGCUCUGUCGCUGGGAGAAGCGACACGCCGGGCGAAAAAGCCUGGUGUAAAGAAAAGACUCCGUGCGACCCAGGUGCUGGUGAUAGACGAGAUAAGUAUGGUCUCGAGCUUUACGUUCGAUCUCCUCAGCCACGUGAUGCAGGCGGCUCGGUACGGGGACCAGAGGCCGUUUGGUGGUGCCCAGGUGGUUGUGUCGGGCGAUUUCUUUCAGCUGCCGCCCGUGAAGCCUUUCGAAAACUGUUACUUUUGCGGCAGAGAGCUGCAGGUUGAUGGUCACUCCGGAAACUUGAGGCUUUGCCCGGGCACCAGGUUCGAGACCAAAAGAAAGGUCUGCCAAGAGCCACGCUUCUUUGAUGAGCGUGACAUGUGGGCGUUUUGCAGUAGCGCCUGGCGUCAGUGCAAUUUUGGCUGCGUGGAGCUCCAGACGAUCCACCGCCAGAGGGACCAUAUGCUCAUCGGUAUCCUUCAGAAAUGCAGGACCGGGAAUCACUUGGAUCAGGGCGAGAUCGAUCUUAUCUGCGCUCCCCGGCCUCAAAUCACCGACGCCACGCUGCUGUUGCCCAAAAGAGAUGAUGUGCUGAGGGAGAACGAGACAAGGUACAACAACUUAGCCAAGGACUCGGAGCGUCAAUACCAAUCGGUCGAUUCUGUUUACGAGUGCCCAGACUAUCUUUACAAGUCGUUUUCGUCAAGACUAGAGCAUCAUAAAUAUCUGGAUUUGCUUAAAAUGAGAAAAGGAAUGGUUGUCAUUCUUCGUUCCAACAUCAGUCCAAACAAAGGUCUCGUGAACGGCAGCCAGGGGAUCGUGAUAGGAUUUGCCAAUGUUGAUCCGAAUAGGCUGCCCCGUACUGCAAACAAGAACGACAACGGGUCGCCAAUCUCGGCCCAAGGUCAGCCUAUACUCUACAGCACAUACGCCAGGCUGCAAGCCUCCGAGGUUCGUAAAUUUGUGGCUCAGGCCGACAAGAAACACUGGCCAGUUGUCAAGUUCCACAACGGACUCACCCGGCUAAUCAUGGCCGAAUGCUCAGUCAACAAGUAUUACAUCCCCGAGCAAGCAGGCCCGGUUCUGGUCUGUCGCACCCAGAUACCGCUGAUGGCGGGAUGGGCCAUGACGGUGCACCGUUCCCAGGGCAUGACGAUGGACAGGGUCGUGGUCGACCUGACCAAAGCCUUUGAGAGAGGGCAGGCGUACGUGGCGCUCUCCCGCACGCGUACCCUCCAAGGCCUGCAGCUAAAGGGCAACACCGGAGCCCUCAGCAGACCAUUCAGUGCUGAUCCGCAGGUGCGCGACUUUUACCAGCGGCACUUUGGCUACGUGACCAGGGGCCUGGUCAAGGCAGACGAGGACGAUGAUGGAAUCGAGAAGACGUACGGUUCGAAAGGGGCACUGACCACUGAGAAUGCCUCUGCCAGUCAGCAAUCCUUCGGAAUGCCCCGAGCACCAGUCAAAUCAGAUGGGACACCGGACGAGUUCCCCAUCAUCACACAGCAUCCUCCUAUCACUUCCAACCCUCUUCCAACCAACAACCAAUCUCACUCAUCCCAAGUCGACUUUGGUCAACAGGUCAUCAUCGCCAAGAUGCGCUUCUCCAACUUCCUCAUCGGCCUUGCCCCCCUGGCUGCCGCCAGCCCGCUCGUCGCCCGCCAAAACAACCAGGCAGCCGCCCAGGUGGCCCUCAUCGGUGGCGCCGUCGAGAGCAUCGGCGUGCGAUCCAACGGCAACCUCCUGGUCAGCCGCCUCGACAACGGCCAGAUCUUCUCGGUCGACAUGUCCAACAGGCGUCCCAGCCUCCUGGUGCCCUCGCUCGGCCCCAACAUCAACCAGGCCGGCAGCAUGGUCGAGAUUGGCAACGACGUUUGGUACGUCGUGGGCGGCCGCGCCAACGUCCCGGGCAGCUAUGGCAUCUACAAGAUCGACCUGGCCAACACGACGGCCGGCCAGUCGGUCCCCGCCAGCACGGUCGCGACGAUCCAGGGCUCUCGCAUGCUCAACGGCCUGACCAAGGGCUGGAACGACGACACGCUCCUCGUGGGCGACACGCUGGCCGGCAUGGUGUACAGGGUCACCAUCAGCUCCGGUGAGGUCUCGGCCGUCAUCUCCAACGACCAGGCCCUGGCGCCGGGGCAGACGGUCGCGUUCGGCAUCGACGGCAUGAAGUACGUCAACAACACGCUCUUCUUCACCAACAUCGGCAAGCAGACCUUCAACAAGAUCUCCAUCGACGACCAGGGCAAGCCCGGCAGCGUGGUGCAGAUCUUCAGCGGCACCCCCGGCGACGACUUUGUCUUCAACGACGCCGGCGACGCCUUCAUGGCCACCAACUUCCAGAACUCGGUCAUCAAGGUCACCCCCGAGGGCAACAUCACGAGGCUCGCCACCGUCCAGGGCUCCACCUGCACCGCCUUUGGCAGGACCGACUCCACCAAGAACAUGCUGUUUGUCGGUUCCGGUGCCCAGGUAGUCUCCCUCACCAUUUAA
Molecule: messenger RNA, 4305 nt
Organism: Pyricularia pennisetigena
Lineage: Eukaryota; Fungi; Ascomycota; Sordariomycetes; Magnaporthales; Pyriculariaceae
Exons: 4
Coding region: 1-4305 (1434 amino acids)
Biological process (GO): telomere maintenance; DNA repair
Molecular function (GO): DNA helicase activity; ATP hydrolysis activity; oxidoreductase activity, acting on the CH-CH group of donors, NAD or NADP as acceptor
Source: RefSeq, a predicted model, not a curated record